AGUGCUUCAACUUGGCAUUGGCCACUUCAGUGAAUAAUACAAAGGAAUGUGGAUUCGUGUUUUUAUUUCGUGGGUUACCUAUUAGCUGAUAUACACAUAUUCGGAUUAGUUUUAUUUCAAGAUUCGCUAUGGACUCUCGCCAAGAUUUGCAUAUUUUCGUCAAUGGGAAACUGCAAAAAGUUUCCACAGAAAAUCUUUCACCAACAACUACUCUCAACACCUACUUGAGAGAACAUUUAAAUUUGACUGGAACAAAACGGAUGUGCCUUGAAGGUGGUUGUGGUACCUGCGUAGUAACGAUAACAAGACUAAACCCACUUACAACAAAAUACGAAACCUUAGGAGUAAACUCAUGUUUGGUAUCGAUUUUUUCCUGCUAUGGCUGGGAAAUCGAGACCAUCGAGGGGAUUGGCAACUCUGGAAAACCGCACAAGCUUCAAGACGCCAUAACCGACUACAAUGGAUCCCAAUGUGGUUAUUGUACACCUGGAAUGAUUAUGAAUAUGUACUCCUUGCUCCAGGCAGACCAAAACAUAUCCAAGGAACAAGUUGAGAAGUCAUUUGGAGGGAAUAUCUGUAGAUGUACUGGUUACAGACCAAUUUUGGAUGCCUUCAAAUCUGUAUGCAAAGACCACAACUCGAAUGGAAAGUUUGCAGAUAUUGAGGAAAUGCCCAGGUGCUGUGCUUUGAAUAAUGGAACCGAUAACCCAGAAACUUUCGUCCACAACUCGUCAGGAACUUCCUGGAUAAGGGUGUCAAAGUACUCUGAUUUGAUCAGAAUUUUGAAAUCCUAUCAAAAAAAUGGGGUGCCUUAUAUGUUAGUGGGUGGCAAUACUUCUAAAGGAGUUUAUCCAGGUGAACCUCAACCUACAGUUUACGUGGAUAUCCAGAGAAUAGGCGAAUUGGUCGAAUAUACAUUACAAGAAAAUGAGUUGAUUCUUGGAGCCAAUACGACUUUGACAUCUGCAAUGAACUUAUUCAAUGAAGUAGCCUCCUGUGAUUCCAGAUUUGGUUAUUUGAAGAAAUUGGCUAACCAUAUCGAUCUGAUAGCAAAUGUACCAGUUCGAAAUAUUGGUACACUAGCUGGGAAUCUCAUGAUAAAACACAAGCACAAGGAAUUUCCGUCUGACAUAUUUUUGAUUUUGGAAACAGCUAAAGCAAAAUUACUGAUAGUUGAUGCAGAUUAUGGUGAAGUAUCUGUAUUACCAUCUGAGUUUCUGAAAAUGUCAAUGAACUUCAAGAUAAUCAGAAGCAUAACUUUCACAGCAUUCGAUGAUUGUUAUUAUUAUGAAAGCUUCAAGAUAAUGCCUAGGGCCCAAAACGCUCAUGCCUUGGUGAAUGCAGGCUUUCUGGUUAGGCUCUCACGUGAACAUACAGUAGAAGAAGCUAACAUUGUAUUUGGUUGCAUCAAUCCAGAUUUUGUUCACCCCCAAAAUCUGGAGACCUUUUUGAUCGGAAAGAAGUUAUUUAAAAAUGAAACUCUGCAAGAUGCUUUCAGAAUAUUGGGAAAUGAAUUGAAGCCUGAUCAUGUAUCUCCAGAUCCUAAACCCGAAUUCAGAAAAAAACUUGCCAUUUCUUUAUUUUAUAAGUAUGUUUUGAGGAUAGCUCCUGUGGAAUUGAUUUCAAAGAGAAACUUGAGUGCUAAAAGUGAUUUUUCGAGGCCCCUAUCUAAAGGAGCUCAAAUUUUCGACACCAAUGUCUCGACUUAUCCUGUAUCAAAACCGGUUUCUAAAGUCGAAUCAGUUUUUCAAGCAACAGGCGAAGCUAAAUAUCUUACCGAUCUGCCAGACUCGCCAGAGCAGCUAUAUGCAGCUUUCGUUCUGGCCAAGGCUUCUCCAGGUUCAAGUAUCCUAAAAAUUGAUACUCAGCCAGCCUUGGUAGGUGUCGAAACAAAAAUUUACAUGUAUGUUAUAUCAUACAUCUACUGUUUUUUUCAGGAAAUGGAAGGAGUUGUAACAUUCUUAGAUAAAAAUGAUAUACCUGGUAGGAAUACCUUCACUCCUACUGAAGCUGGAGUCCCUGCUGCAAAUACUCUUGAAGAGGAGUUAUUCUGCAAUGGCGUUGUCAAAUAUCAUUCACAGCCAGUAGGCAUAGUGGUUGCUAGGUCGCGGGAGCUUGCUGAAACAGCUGCUGGUUUAGUCAAGAUCAGCUACAAAGCUGGCGAUACAAAACCGGUUUUCAAUACAAGAGAGAUACUAAGGAGAAAGCUAACUGAUAAAAUAAUUCCUGAUAUGAUUAUCAAGCCAAAAACUUCGGGUGAUAAGAUCAGACACAUAGUUGAGGGAUCAUUUGACGUCACCUGGCAGUAUCACUACCACAUGGAGCCACAUUUCUGUAGUGCUAACUACAAGGAGGGCAACUUGGACCUUUAUCCUACUACCCAAUGGAUGGACCUUUGCCAAAAUGCUGCAGCAGCAGUUUUGGACAUACCAGCUAGUAGGGUAAAUGUUGCUGUGAAACGCGUUGGUGGUGCUUUUGGGGCAAAGAUAGUCCGGCAAUCGAUGAUAUCUUCAGCUUGUGCCCUAGCGGCAUUCAAGCUAGGGAAGCCGGUCAAAAUAUGGCUGCCUUUGGAGGCAAACAUGAGGGUGGUAGGCAAGAGGAGCCCCACAUCUAGCGACUACGAAGUGGCUACUGACGAAAAUGGUGUCAUCCAAUACUUGAAGAACGACAUUUACGUUGACCAUGGGCAAGGCGGCAAUGAAGACGUGAUGUUUUUGCUGUUCGAAGUGUAUCACAAGACUUACAAUUCGGACACUUGGAGCGCUAAUUCUAGCUUCACUUGUUCUGAUAUGCACUCUAGCGUAUAUACUAGAGCUCCAGGUUCCCUUGAAGGCUUCACAAUGCUAGAAGCAAUCAUGGAGCAUGCAGCUGUUGCUAUAGAUAUGGACCCAUUGGAAUUCAGAAUCCGAAAUUUGCCAAAAGAUAGCAAAACAUUGGCGUAUUUGAUUCGACUAAGAGAAUGGGCCAAUAUCGAUAAUCGGAGAGUUGAAAUUGAAAACUACAACAAGGAGAAUCGUUGGAGGAAAAAAGGACUUUCCGUUGUACCAAUGGCCUAUCCAUUUUCACUAUUCCUUGGCUUCAACGUCAUAGUCUCUAUUUACCAUUCUGACGGCAGCGUUGCCAUUUCGCAUGCUGGGAUAGAAAUUGGACAGGGCAUAAAUACCAAAGCUGUGCAAGUUUGUGCUUAUAAACUGGGAAUACCAAUGGAGAAAGUGUCGAUCAAGCAGAGUAAUAAUUUGAUAGCUGCCAACUCCCAUAUGACAGGAGGUAGUCUGACCAGUGAAUCAGUUUGUUGGGCUAUAAUGAAUGCUUGUGAUACUUUACUGGAAAGAAUUCGACCUAUUAGAGAAAAAAUGGGUGAUCCGAAUUGGGAAGAGCUGAUCAAAGGUUGCUAUGAUAACAUGAUUCCCCUAACUGCAACAUCAACGAACUCACCGAAAGACCCUAGGCUCGGCGACUACGUAGCCUACGGCGCCUGCGCCAGCGAAAUAGAGCUCGACGUUCUCACCGGACGACACCAGGUCCUCCGAGUGGACCUCAUCGAGGACGUGGGAACCAGCAUGAACCCCAAGAUCGACAUGGGGCAGGUAGAAGGGGCCUUCAUCAUGGGGGUGGGGUACCUGACCUCCGAGGAGAUCGUGGUGAGCGACGAGGGGGAAAUAUUGACGAACAGGACCUGGAAUUAUAAGCCUCCGGGAGCCCUGGACAUUCCGGUGGAUUUCAGGAUCCAGUUUCCUGGCAAAAAUCCCAAUCCUGUGGGCGUUUUUCAUUCCAAAGCUGUUGGUGAGCCAGCUAUUUGUUUGGCCGUAUCUGUGCCUUUAGCCAUCAGGAGAGCUGCAGCUUCAGCUCGCAAAGAAGCUGAUCCUGAAGCGGCUCCAUGGUAUCCAUUUGAUGGACCUUCCACUGUGGAAAACACGUUCAUGAACUGUCUGUCUGAUUCAAGAACAUACACUUUGUGAACGAGAUACUUAAUUGAUUGAGAUAUAAAAAAAAUUGUACCGUGACACCAGUAGAUAACAUACCAUAUAAUUAUGAAUAUGUUAAUUAAAUAAGAAAUUGUGUUGUUACU
Molecule: messenger RNA, 4069 nt
Organism: Phaedon cochleariae (mustard beetle)
Lineage: Eukaryota; Metazoa; Arthropoda; Insecta; Coleoptera; Chrysomelidae
Source: the annotation of a GenBank genome assembly